Molecule: messenger RNA, 773 nt
Organism: Carya illinoinensis
Lineage: Eukaryota; Viridiplantae; Streptophyta; Magnoliopsida; Fagales; Juglandaceae
Product: zinc finger protein KNUCKLES-like
Exons: 1
Coding region: 114-695 (193 amino acids)
Source: RefSeq, a predicted model, not a curated record
UUCACGACCCCCCACUCCUAUUCUUCUCUAUUAUAGGAUCCUCUUUCUUUCCUAUAGUCUCGAGAAACAAACAGUUUUUUUUCCUUUUCUGCAAGAAACCUUGAAGCUUUACCAUGGAAAUCAUCUACGAGGAAGAUUCAAAGAGCUCGAGUACUGAAGAAAGCCAUCGAUUAGAAGAAAAGGAUGAUGAGGGAACUGGCCGCUCCUACGAGUGCGUGUUUUGCAAGAGAGGCUUCACUACAGCACAAGCCUUGGGUGGACACAUGAAUAUCCAUAGGAAAGAUAAAGGCAAGGCGUCUAGACCCAAUUCAGCUUCUAAUAAUUCAGUCGUUUCCAGCGGAGCCGAUGAAAACUAUGGGAGUCUUAAAUCAUCCCUACCAUUUCAAAUCUAUCCCACCUCGCAUUAUCCCAAAGCACCUGAUCAGAUAGAACCCGUAAUUUAUCAAAUACCUUUCUCGGCAUCAACAUGGGAUCUGAGGCUGCAGCCACAUACAUAUCACGGUGCUGAGUUGUCUGUGCAAUAUCCACGAUAUCUAGAUCUCUCUGAUGAGAACUGGAAAAGAAGUCUAAGAUUGCAAGUUGGUCCAACGCAUCAUCAUCAUGUAGAUCAUGAUCAUGAGGGAGAAAAGAGAUCAGAAGUUGGCAGUGAACAAGGUGAAUUGGACUUGGAGCUUCGACUUGGUCAUUAUCCAUAGGAUUUUGUAAGAUAUUUAAGAGCUUAAUUUUAUGGAGCAAUAUUGAUAUUUUCUGUUGUACAGCUCUGGAUUAUAUAU